This is a messenger RNA of Acanthopagrus latus (yellowfin seabream), 1473 nucleotides long. Its product is annotated as green-sensitive opsin. The transcript has 5 exons. The coding region runs from base 4 to 1041 and encodes 345 amino acids. Lineage: Eukaryota; Metazoa; Chordata; Actinopteri; Spariformes; Sparidae. Gene Ontology annotation, molecular function: G protein-coupled receptor activity. Gene Ontology annotation, cellular component: membrane; photoreceptor outer segment. The record is from RefSeq and is a predicted model, not a curated record. Gene Ontology annotation, biological process: phototransduction; visual perception; G protein-coupled receptor signaling pathway.
AAGAUGGAGAACGGCACGGAAGGAAGGAACUUCUAUGUCCCAAUGAACAACAGGACGGGGCUUGUGAGGAGUCCUUUUGAAUAUCCACAGUAUUAUCUGGCAGACCCAUGGAUGUUCAAACUACUGGCAUUCUACAUGUUUUUCCUGAUCUGCACUGGCUUCCCCAUCAACUUCCUGACACUGCUGGUCACGGCCCAGAACAAAAAGCUGCGGCAACCUCUCAACUUCAUCCUGGUUAACCUAGCUGUGGCUGGACUGAUCAUGGUCUUCUUUGGAUUCACAGUCACUUUUUAUACCGCCCUGAUGGGCUACUUCUCCCUGGGAACCAUGGGUUGUGCUAUUGAAGGAUUUAUGUCUACCAUUGGAGGUCAAGUGUCUCUGUGGUCUCUGGUGGUUCUGGCUAUUGAGAGAUACAUCGUGGUCUGCAAACCCAUGGGUAGUUUCAAAUUUUCAGCCACUCAUGCUGCAACAGGUUGUGCCUUCACCUGGAUCAUGGCUUGCUCCUGUGCCAUCCCUCCUCUUGUUGGGUGGUCAAGAUUUAUUCCAGAGGGUAUUCAGGUGUCCUGCGGACCUGAUUACUACACUCAGGCCCCUGGCUACAACAAUGAAUCUUACGUCAUGUACAUGUUCAGCUGCCACUUCUGUGUUCCUGUCUUCACUAUAUUCUUCACUUAUGGAAACUUAGUGUGCACUGUGAAAGCGGCUGCAGCCCAGCAGCAGGACUCAGUCUCCACUCAGAAGGCUGAGAAGGAAGUGACACGCAUGUGCAUCCUGAUGGUCCUGGGCUUCCUGGUGGCCUGGACUCCAUACGCCAGCUUUGCUGCCUGGAUCUUCUUCAACAAGGGGGCUGCUUUCUCAGCAACAGCCAUGGCCAUCCCUGCCUUCUUCUCAAAGAGCUCAGCAUUGUUCAAUCCUAUCAUCUAUGUGCUGAUGAACAAACAGUUCCGUAACUGCAUGCUGACCACCAUUGGAAUGGGCGGCAUGGUGGAUGAUGAAACCUCAGUAUCAACCAGCAAGACAGAAGUGUCUACUACCUCCUAAAUGCUCUCAAAUCUCAGCAACUAUAAUGGAUUUUUCCGCAUGGACUAACAAGUAUUUACAGACAAUGGUGUCAUUUGGUUAUGUUCAGUGGGGUCUCUUCGGGCUCCGAGUCAUCCUGAGUAAACCCUUUGCAUGCUGUACAGUAACAUCUGACGCUGGGGUGCAGUACAGUAUGUUAAGCUUGAACCAUUAGCAAAGAACCAGUUUCUUGUAUUUCAGAAUAUAUGAAAAGAAGGAUCAUAACUUCCCUCAACCAUCAGGCAUAGAGUGCUUUGUUAUCUGGAUGACUUGUCUUUAUGCAAAUGUACCGGCACUUAUUUUGUCCUAUCCUGAAUCUUUAUUUCUUGUGGGCUGGAAUUCAUUUUCCCGACCAAUUGUAUAUAUUUUAUAAAUGCUUAUGAAAUUGUAAAUGUAGGUAAAUAAAUGCAUGCA